Molecule: messenger RNA, 1140 nt
Organism: Drosophila obscura
Lineage: Eukaryota; Metazoa; Arthropoda; Insecta; Diptera; Drosophilidae
Product: probable trehalose-phosphate phosphatase J
Exons: 3
Coding region: 218-1039 (273 amino acids)
Biological process (GO): trehalose biosynthetic process
Molecular function (GO): trehalose-phosphatase activity
Source: RefSeq, a predicted model, not a curated record
UUAGCUCAGACAUUAAGACAGUAGCAAGCAGAUAAGACCAAAACUCGGAGCUAAUAUUCUUCCUACAGAAAUAAAUUCCAGUGCAAACUCAUAUACCUUUUGGUACUGAUCGUAAGCCUAGCCAGGAUUAAUCCGAAAAAUAUCAGAAGAUCAGAAACUCAUAUACCUUUUGGUACGGAUCGUAAGCCUAGCCAGAAGUAAUCAGCAAGAUAUCAGAAUGCCCGUGAAGAGAGUGGCUCCUGUGAUCACCCGCCUGGAGGAGUUCGAGCAGAAGCUACCUGGCUACCUGAAUAGCCACAACAAGUUGGCAAUUCUUUUGGAUUACGAUGGCACUAUGGCACCAAUUACGGAUAAUCCAAACAAGGCCCAUAUGCCCGUAGAACUGGAGAAGACACUCCGGAAAUUGGCCAAACACCCGCAAAUAUUCCUUGCUAUCAUUUCGGGUCGUGGCCUGAAGGAUGUCCAGUCUCAUGUGAAAAUCGAUGGCACCACCUUUGCGGGAAAUCAUGGCCUGGAGAUCGAAUAUCCAGAUGGUUCGAGGUACGACUUCGAGCUGCCUGCAGAAAUGAAAAAGAACUACACGGAUAUGGUCUGGGAACUCAAGGAAAAGAUGCAGAAGAAUGGCGCCUGGGUGGAGGAUAAGCGGGUUUCGCUCACCUAUCACUAUUGCGACACACCUGUGGAGCUGAAGGACGCACAGAACCUGUUGGCCACGGAGAUCUGUCUGCGGUACGGAUUUUGUGUAAAUCAAGCCCAUGAGGCUUUUGAGGCUAAACCGCCAGUCAAUUGGAACAAGGGCGAGGCUGCUCUUUACAUUCUGAAUAAAAAGUUUGGCGACAAUUGGCAAAAAGAUGUGAGGGUUGUCUUUGCCGGCGAUGAUACCACCGAUGAAGAUGCCAUGAGGGUUCUCCAGGGCUUGGGUCGCUCAUUCCGCAUUGAUGUCGAUGCCCAGGUCCAGACCUUUGCAGAUUUUCGAUUGCCCAAACAGGCUCUGAUGACUGAUCUUCUCAAGUGGAUAGCCCAUGUUUAUGUUUCCUAGAAAUUAUGGUUUAAUACUAGUGAUAUGAUUAGUGAGAUUUUAUUGAAUUAUAUAGAAAUUCACACUGGGUGCAAUUUUAAAAAUAAAAGUUUGAACCACAA